This is a messenger RNA of Acanthosepion pharaonis, 834 nucleotides long. Lineage: Eukaryota; Metazoa; Mollusca; Cephalopoda; Sepiida; Sepiidae. The record is from the annotation of a GenBank genome assembly.
AUGGUUUCAAAAGAACAAAAUCAAAAGCCGUCGAUUGUCAGUUUUCAAUAUCACACUUCGCCUCGCUUGCCUGUCUCCAAAGUCAGGCUUCCUUUCCUCUUUUUCUCUCUCCUUCAUGAAAAUCUUAUCUGUCUCACCGCCUUUCAUUUUUUUCUCGCCUCUCUCUAUUUGUUCCAUGAUACAUUUUUGAUCGCAAGGGCUAUGUCUCCUCUCACUUGCUUUCUCCUCUGUGUCGCUCUCUCUCUCUCUUUCCAUUCUCUUUAUAAAAAUACCUCUCUCGUUGACCUUCUCUAUCUCUCUCUCUCUCUCUCACUCUCUCUCUAUCACUCUCUCUCUCUUUCGCCUUUCUUUUUCUUUAUAUACCUGUUUCAUUGCUCUUCUCCCUCUCUCCCUCUCUCUUUUUCGCCUUCCUUUCUCUUUUUCUUUCUCUCCUCGUUCUGUUAUUCUCUAUCUCUCUUUUCUUUCUCGCAAGCAUGUCUCUCCUCUCGUUAUCUCACGCAUUCUUUCUUCUCUUUGUCACUCUUUGUCCCUCUUUUUUUCUUCUCUGUGUCUCUCUCUUUCCCUCCACUUUAUAUAACUGUUUCAUUGUCCUCUCUCUCUCUCUCUCUUUCGUCUUUCUUUUUCUUUGUCUUUCUCUCUUCGUUUUGUUUUCCCUAUCUCUCUUUUCUUACUCUCAAUCAUAUCUCUCCUCUCGUUGCCUCACUCUUUCUUUCUUCACUUUGUCUCUCUCUUACUCUCUUUUCUUUCUCGCUCCUCCCUUUAUCACCAUAUCUCCAUCCUUUAUAUCAUUCUUUCUAUCUACCUCUCUCUCUCUCUCUCUCUCUCUCUCUCUAA